AUGAGCACAUUCGACCCGUUGAGCAACGGCUUCGCCUCCGAAGAGCCGCCAUGGCCCACGACGCCGCACGUCCCAAACACGCCGAUACCCAACCUGCCCCGUCCUGCGCCUUUGCACACGGACUCUCUGCGCUCCGCGGGGGGCCUGUAUGGGAAGGAGCCGCAGAUAUAUGGGCAGCCUGAGCCGGGUCUCAUCUCGCCGCUUGUCACGACCGGCUCCAAUGGCGCGAAGUAUGAGCGGCCGGAGCCGUAUCUCAGAGUGCGGAUUACAGGCUUGGACAGGAAUCGGCGGGACAUUCUGGUGAAAUUCGACGCGCAGACGAAUUUAGCAAACUUCACGGGCACGACGUAUCGCAACGUAUCGCGCUCCUACGUCGAGUUUCAACAAUUCUACGAGACUGUCGUGCACACGACUCCUCAGACUAUUAUACCCGCCCUACCCCUGCCCCGUACCUCCGCGCCGACGGACGAGGAAGACGACCGCCUCGUCAAAAUUAUGCUGCAGCGGUGGUUGACGCGGAUCUGCGAGGACCCCAUCCUGCUCCAAGAAGAAGAGCUGCGGUCCUUCAUCGAGAGCGACUUUGGGUACCAGCCGACGCCGAACGCACGCCGGAAGGCGUCGGGCGGGUUCAGCCUGAUCAAGCCGCGCGUGCCCGACGAGGACGAGGAGCUGCAGCGCGCGCGGUUCGAGCUGACGAAGCUGGAGGGACAGUACUUCGAGGCAGCUAAGGCGAUCGACAAGCUCUCGCGGGCCCGAAAGACACUCGGUGCUGUGCGCGCGGAGAUGGGCAACAAACUCGUGAACGUGGCUACGACGGAGGCGCACCCGCCGCUGGGGAAUGCGUUCCAGAAGCUUGGCAGGGCGUGGCAUAGUGUGGCAGACCUCGACCAGGCGCAGGGUAUCAGCGAAUGCGUGAUUGUCGGCGACUCGCUGGGCUAUCAGGGUUUGAACGCUCGGUCUGCCAGAGAGACUCUGCAGCAGCGAACAGCGGUGCUGGAGGACUAUCAAGCUGCCGUCAAGGCGUCAAUCUCUAAGCGUCGGACUCUGGAACGACUGAAGGCAAGUAGUAAUAUCAGGGCAGAAAAGGUCGAUGAGGCACUCGAAGACAUGGAGGAGGCAAACAAAUACGAGAUGAUUCUGGCGAAGCGUGCGGAAGGCAUUUCGCAGAAUUUGCACCGAGCCCUCGACAGGCACAAAAAGCUUGUCACCGAAGAUGUGGCGACGGCUCUCGUAGAACACGUCCGCUCCUCUAUUCUGUACGAGCGCCAGAUGCUGCGCGAACUCGAGGCUCUCAAGCCCGACAUCAGCAAUGCCAACAAGAAGUUCAUCCCGCCGGCGAAGACCAACGGCGCACCCCGCCCGUCGUACGUCCCACCCCUCGAAGAUUUCACCAAACCCGCUCCUCGCCCAGCUUCAGCGGCGCCCACGGGCUCGUUCAGGGUACCACCGACACUAGCGGCGUCACCGUCUCAACCCGGGCCUUCCAGGGCUGCCAACGCAUCGCCUCAACCGCCCUUGCCAGCGUCGCCCGCUACCUCGACUUCAGCGAGCAUCAGGUCCCUGCCCCCGCAGUCACCCGGCGCCGGCCCGUCUUCCCCGGGACCCCAGCAGACGUCGUUCGCCCCUCCCCUUGCGGAUGGUCCGCCUCUCGGUGGGCGCUUCGUCGAUGGGACGAAGUCGAUGUUUGUCAAGCCGCCGUCAUCACCUCUCGCGUCGACGUUCAACGCUCCACGCGCGAGUUCGCCACUCACCACGGGGAAGACUAUGCCGGAAUCGCCUCUGCACGGUUCCACAUAUAUCAGCGCCGCUGCCGCUUCUCAGCCUCAGCCAUCCCCGCACCCAUUGGCGAACUCGAUGGGCCCUCUAGGAGGUUCGCUCUCGCGGUCGUCGAAUGGUGUUCCUGCGUCCAGCGGCGCUGCGUCGCCGCAACCAUCGCCGCUGGCAGUGGAUCCGCUCACGGGGAGGCCGAUCACUAUGUCUCAGUCUGUAAGGGUGACGCCGCAGAGGCCGAGGCUCGACGCGAGGGAGGCAGCGAGCAAGCUUGCGAAUAUGUUCUAA
This is a messenger RNA of Fomitopsis serialis, 2058 nucleotides long. RefSeq names its product Vps5 C terminal like-domain-containing protein. NCBI's taxonomy places the organism in Eukaryota, Fungi, Basidiomycota, Agaricomycetes, Polyporales, Fomitopsidaceae. Gene Ontology annotation, molecular function: phosphatidylinositol-3-phosphate binding. The coding region runs from base 1 to 2058 and encodes 685 amino acids. The transcript has 4 exons. The record is from RefSeq and is a predicted model, not a curated record. Gene Ontology annotation, biological process: retrograde transport, endosome to Golgi; intracellular protein transport. Gene Ontology annotation, cellular component: retromer, tubulation complex; endosome.